Messenger RNA from Pediculus humanus corporis (human body louse), 1341 nucleotides. RefSeq lists its product as uncharacterized. Gene Ontology annotation, biological process: mRNA export from nucleus. The transcript is spliced from 5 exons. Gene Ontology annotation, molecular function: mRNA binding. Gene Ontology annotation, cellular component: nucleus. The record is from RefSeq and is a predicted model, not a curated record. Lineage: Eukaryota; Metazoa; Arthropoda; Insecta; Psocodea; Pediculidae. The coding region runs from base 1 to 1341 and encodes 446 amino acids.
AUGGGUGACUUGGAACUCAGUUUAGACGAUAUUAUAAAAAAGAAACUUAUCAAAACCGGGGUAAAACGAAAUAGAAAUAAUGGUGGAGCUGUUAAAAAAACACUUCAAAAUAAUCGAAGUCCCAAAAAUGCCACAGGUACCGCUCUAAAUAAAAAUUCAAGACUUGCAGCAAACAAGCUUACGUGGGGGCAAACUACACAGUCAAACAUUGGAGAUGCCAGAAACAAAAUAAUACAAAAACAAAGACUUAAAAUGACCGAUGCUAGAGAAAAACUUGGUCAAAUAGCCAAGCAAACUGAUGCUAGAGUUCGAUUAUUAAAAUUAAGAGAGCGUCAAAGAGGUACAUUAACAGCGAGCGUUCGAAAUCCACAAUCUCGCGUUUUAUCCGAACCCGGAAUUUUACAAAGAACUGUACAACCCAGACUAAAUAGUUUGUUGCAUGAAGAAGAAUUAAUGGAUUAUAGCGAUGGCAUCUCUUAUCUGAACAGAAAUUACACAGAAAGAAUUACAAUGGAUGAAGAUAUGUAUGAUUAUGCCUUCAGAGGAAGGCAAGAAGCUUCAGUUUUAUAUCGAACAGUCGAAAAUGACUUACCUCAUAACAAGCUAUUCGAAUCAGAUAAAAGCUAUUCUUGGUCUAAGCCGACAAUAUCAAAUAUAAAUGAAUACUCAGACAUUCCAACAUCUAGAAUCACAAUGGGAAUGAAUAGAAAUUUAGAACCUAGAGGAUAUUCAUCAUCUUGGGAAAUGGAUGACACUCCGAUUGUUAUAACGAAAAAAGUUAAACCUCAAGAAACAGUCGGCAUAUUAAAGAGUGGAAACAUUUACGAUGAACAACCGAUUAAAAUAAUAAAAGAAUCUCCACCAAUGGCAAGAAGUAAACCUCCUCCUAGAACGCUAAGUGAAAGAUUUUGUCAAGAAGGCAACAUGACAACACAAAAAGCAAACAUGUUAAAAUCAAAACUAGAUAUAAAUGCUAAAAAUAUGAAGAAUAGUUCUCCAGAUGUUCAAGUUCCUAUCGGUCACAGAAUAGUCGUAUCGAAUCUUGUGCCAUCUGUCACACAUGAAGAUGUUAAGGAGCUUUUUGAAGACAUUGGAGAAUUGAUAUCGAGUAAAGUUGUGCGCCCUGGAACCGCUGAAGUCGUUUAUAAAUUACACAAAGAUGCGGUUAAAGCAGUAGACGUGUAUCACAAUAGACAAUUGGACGGUCAACCGAUGAAAUGUUUAUUAGUUAAUAAUAGAUCGACAUUGAAAGGAGGAGUUGAUAGAAAAUUAGGUAAAGCCGUCGUUGAAGUUGACAUGACAGCCUUUCGUAAAGCUCUACAUAAAAAAUCAAAUUCCUGA